AUGGCAACCAAGACAGAAAAGAAGCUGUCAGAGUAUGUGAUCCAACGAAAAGGGAUCUUUGUAGUGCAGAAGGCAGUGGAGAAGUUUGCGGAGGAUUUCGAUUGCGAUCGGGAUGCCUGCCAGAUUCCAAUUCGCCCAGAUUCACUGGAUCGAAUCUACAAGGAGUUCCUGGAGGUACAAGGACAGAUCGAGCUGUACGAUAAGCCGGAGAUGUUAGAUUCCCAUCUGGAAGAACGCAUGGAUUUUGAGACGCGUUAUUGUAGAGUCAAAGGAUUUCUGCUAUCCAAUCGCGCUGCUGAUCCCAACCAAACCAUGCUGAACAGCACAAUGGCAGCCCCUGCGCACGUUUCGUCCUCGUUCCACCUGCGCUUACCCAAGAUCGACCUACCUAAGUUUAACGGCGAUUUCUCGCGAUGGCUCGCAUUUCGUGACACGUACACGUCGAUGAUUCACAACAACACAGAUAUUCCGACGGUUGCGAAGCUGCAGUACCUAUUGCAGUCGCUAGAGGAAGAAACCCGAACACCAUUCGAGUCCGUAGAUGUAGAAGCGGACAACUACGCAUCGACUUGGGAAGCAUUGCUGAAGCGGUACGACAACAAGCGGUUCUUGAAGCGUCAGCUAUUUCGAGCUCUAUAUGAUCUCUCACCGGUCAGUCAAGAAAGUCCCCAAGAAAUUCACGUUUUGGCUGACGAUUUUCACCGGCAUGUAAAGGCUUUGGCAAACUGGACCCAACUACGUGCUUGGGAGGAGAAAACCAGCAACAACGACGACGUAACCUACGAUAUGCUGAUCGAAUUCCUUUAUCAACGUGUCCGUAUGUUAACGUCCGUCAUAACCGAUCUGCGAUAUCGGUCCCAACAACCGGUUACAGCCUACGUGGCCGGUUCUAUUCCAACCCCGAAGCCGUUUAAGGUGUCAUACAAGGCAGCCACCGUUGAAUCGAGCUCCAGUGCUCUGCCGUGUCUCGCCUGUCCAGAGAAGUAUUUCCUCUUCCAAUGUCCAGCAUUUUCCGAGAUGUCCAUCUGCCAGCGUCGUGAACUGGUUUCCCAGAAACGCUUAUGCUGGAAUUGCUUCCGUACUGGACACCAAGCCAGGAACUGUACAUCCGUAUUCUCCUGCCGUAACUGCCAUGAAAAACACCACUCCCUGCUGCACGAGCCUGUACCGUCUAACAUGCAACCUACUCCUGUCCUGGCAGCAAGCCAGUCUAUUCCCUCGACGUCCGCCAUCGCUGUCCCUUCCAGCUCGGUGAAUGCGAAAGGCCAAGUGAGCCUGUCGGUCCAGGCUGAGCACAGCACAGUUUUGCUGGAAACGGUUUGCCUUCUCGUCGUAGAUCAGAACGGUAAGGAAAUACCCGUACGUGCACUGCUAGAUUCAGGAUCUAUGUUCAACUUAAUCACCAACAAGCUUGCAAAUUCCCUGAAUCUUCGACGCACCAAGGUGGAUAUCGCAGUAGCUGGUAUAGGUGAAUCCACCAAGCAGAUCAAAUGCCAAUUGACUGCUAGGAUCAAGUCGAAGUCGACACCGUACUCCACCAAGCUUGAGUUCCUGAUCCUCAAGAGACCGACGGUCAACCUUCCGACCGCUCCGAUCGACAUUUCAGAGUGGAAUCUUCCCAAGUUGUCGUUGGCAGACCCCAGAUUCCAUAUUCCAUCCGACAUUGACAUGGUUGUCGGUGGUGAAACGUACCACGAGCUGCAUCCUGGCAGCAAGCGUUCCCUGGGAGAGGGAUUACCGUUGCUAAUAGAAACGGUGUUUGGAUGGACUGUUUCCGGGAAGAUAGCCAUCGAUCAUCCCACCGUUCCCCGCGUAUGCCAUCUGACCACUGUCGAUCGAAGCUCAGAACAAGCGUUGCAGAAAUUCCAGGAGCUAGAAGCUGUUGAGCCGUUUUCUGUGUAUUCCGUAGAAGAAAAACAGUGUAAAGAACUUUACGCCACUACCACCACUCGCGGUUCGUUCGGUCGUUAUCUCGUUCAUUUGCCACUCACUCGUGAUCCGCUAGUCAAUCUCGGCGAAUCCAGAGCCAUCGCCGAACGUCAUUGCCUGAGCCUAGAGAAGCGACUAGAGCGUGAUUCACCCACCAAGGACGCAUACUGCAAUUUCAUGGACGAAUACGUACGAAUUUCGGACAUGAGAAAGCUCCUCGAUCCAGUAGAAGACGUAAACCCACACUGCUACCUUGCGCACCAUCCUGUUUUCAAGGAAAAAACGUUCCGUCAGAUUCAGUUGCAUUUCGAGGACCGUGCGCUGAAACGCAUUCCCUGGUGUCCCAAUCGCGACGAACCGCUUGCAAUGUACGAGCUCCAAACCGCUACUGCUAAGCAAGUUGAGCUGGAUGACGGCGCAAAAUACCCAGCCACCGUAGAUGUUGUUAAGCAAGAAUUCCACGUCGGUGUUGUUUUAUUGAGAGCAUAUACCCUAGGAUUGAUUGAUCUGGCAAUCACCAUAGCUGAUGCAUUGUUUUCCACUCGAUUGUUCAGUCGAUCUUCCAGCUGUACGAAGCUCCACCAUCCCAUCGCGUACUGGCCGCGAUAUUUCCGCGCUCAACGACCUGUCUCCCAACAGACCAAACCAGAGCUGUUUGACCUUCAUUCAACAACCGAUCUACGGGAUUAUGAUCUAGCCUUGUGUCGCGUAGCCCAAUGGAAGAUAUUCUUCAGAAAGUUCUGCAAAAUCCGCCGACGUGAUCCCCUUCCAGCGUCGUUGAUAUGGCUGAAACCGAAGCUGUACAAAUACGACGUUAUCCGAGUCAGUGGGAUACUCAAGCCUGUCGUAGUUUCCGACGAUGUGAAGCAUCCGACUCUGCAGCUCGCGAAACACCCAAUAACCGAGAUGUUAUCAGAGUUAUACCACAAGCAACUGCUAUACGCAGGACCGCAACUGACACUAAACACUAGGCACCAGAAGUUAUGA
Topomyia yanbarensis is the source of this 2916-nucleotide messenger RNA. RefSeq lists its product as uncharacterized. The record is from RefSeq and is a predicted model, not a curated record. NCBI's taxonomy places the organism in Eukaryota, Metazoa, Arthropoda, Insecta, Diptera, Culicidae. Gene Ontology annotation, molecular function: nucleic acid binding; zinc ion binding. The transcript has 2 exons. Bases 1 to 2916 code for a protein of 971 amino acids.